Camponotus floridanus (Florida carpenter ant) is the source of this 667-nucleotide messenger RNA. Its product is annotated as pheromone-binding protein Gp-9-like. Bases 83 to 571 code for a protein of 162 amino acids. The record is from RefSeq and is a predicted model, not a curated record. Gene Ontology annotation, biological process: social behavior. NCBI's taxonomy places the organism in Eukaryota, Metazoa, Arthropoda, Insecta, Hymenoptera, Formicidae. The transcript is spliced from 5 exons. Gene Ontology annotation, molecular function: odorant binding.
GCCUAUAAAUAUAAUGAUGCUGUUAUGCUCCGCACAGUACUUGAAAAAGUGUAAUUAGAUACAGAGUAAUUAUAUAAGCAAGAUGGCACGCGAAUUCUACAUUAUCAUUUUUGCAUUUAUUCCUGCUAUUUUAGCUACAGUUCCACAUGAAGCUAUAGAUUUAGUGAAUAAGAAACUAGCAUCCGACGAAAACUACUACAAUACUUGCCUGAAUGAAACCGGUGCCACUGAUAAUGAUAUAUUCACACUAAGAGAUAUAAUGCAGGAGAGGCAUAAACAAUCUGAAAAUCAAGAAAAACUAAGAAAGAAUAGUUGCUUAUUCUAUUGCAUGAUUCAAAAAGAGAAUAUGAUAGAAGAAUCGGAAUUUAACCUAGAAACAAUACAUACUAAGUUUACUGAAAAAACAAAUAUCCAACCAGGACACAUUCUUUACAAAGCUCUGGAUGAUUGCAUAGAAGAAGUAAAAGAUAUUACAGAUAAAUACGAAAAAAGUUUUGGUCUAGUGACGUGUUACUUCAAAGCUAAAGAAAGGUUUCUUUCUCAAAGAGAACAUAGAGAGGAGAUCUCCUAGAGGAGAGGGACACGAGAGAUCACGAGGAAGUCGAUCUUCAUAAUCAUGAACAUGUAUCUUUUUAUAAUACCAUUACAUUAUUAUAAUUAUGAUUUC